UCACAGUGUUGCUGCACCUCCACGGAAGUAGCCACUAAAGAACUGAACUGUUGUGCUCAUGGAAAAAGAGCGAUCGUAAGUGGGUAUCCCUCUGAAGUUUAGCAAUACACAUCCCCAGCUUGAUAGGGAGGUUAUGACACAUUGUCCGUCUGUGUCCCAAAGUGACAGGAGCCAUGAAGCUUCGGCUGCACUUUGUGAUGGACCCCAUGGGCUGGUUCUGCGUCAGUAUGGUGUUCGCCAUCUGGCUCUACAACUCCUUCUUCGUCCCCAAGUUGGUGCUACUGCCCCAUUUCUACGAGGGGAAUAUCCCUUGGGCCUUGGUUGUCAGUUACUACUUAGUAUCAGCCCUCUGUAUGGUUGCGCUUUUUAGAGCUUCUACAGCCGACCCUGGCCGACUACCACCCGACCCCCACAUCCCUCACUCAGAGCGAGAGCAGUGGGAAAUGUGUACCAAGUGCAACAUGAAGAGACCAAAAAGGUCCCACCACUGUAGUCGUUGUGGCCAUUGUGUACGUAGAAUGGACCACCACUGUCCAUGGAUCAAUAAUUGUGUAGGGGAGGACAAUCACUGGCUCUUCUUGCAGCUCUGUUUUUACACACAGGUCCUCAGUUUGUUCACCCUGGCUCUGGACUUCUGCCAGUUCUAUUACUUCCAGCCCUUGACCACAUUGGACCAGGAGGCAUUCAUGGCACGUCAUGAGCUCGCCCUGAUACGAGUGUCUGCGAUCAUGGGUCUGGUGAUGUUCGGAGGCAUGAGCAACCUCUUCUAUACUCAGAUGGCUGGCGUCCUGACAGACACCACCACCAUUGAGAAAAUGGCUCACUUCUCAAAUGAAAUAGGCGGGUCUGGUGGUUGGUCAAAGAAAUCCUGGCAGUGGACUCUGGCCGAGGUGUUUGGCACUACCUGGAAAAUCCUGUGGUUCAUCCCGUUGAGGAGCAGGCAACCACUGACCUUUCCCCACCACUUCCGCAGUCAUGUGUAGAUAAGUGGAGCUCUGUCCCACUUCAGUCCAGACGGUAGGCUGCCAUCUCUGACAGAGAAUACACUGUGCACACUCUCAGCGCCCCCCACCUGCCUUCACCUCUCUGUUUUGUGCCAUCUAAGCUGGUUGGUAGUAUUGGUUGGCCAGUGGAUACCUUUUCGUCUUUUCCUAUAGGAAUCACAUUGAAAGUGCUUGAAAUGGGUCACAAACUUCUGCGACAGUCGAGAGACAUUUUACUAAGUGCAACCUAAUGCCCUCCCUUAUACUUACUAGGGGCUCCAUUGUGCUCUGUUGUCACAUUGAGGGAACCACUUUAAGGGGAAAUUGCUUUUUAAAGGGAACUUUGACCAAGGGAAAUCACAAAGAACUACAAGUUGAUUGUAGGUCCAUGUAGACCUUCAAACGACACAAAAUGCUAACUCUAACUCAGUAGCCAAUAGACAGCCAAUUAAAAAAUAUAUAUAAUUUGUGCCUUCUUCUUGGGACUUAUGGUGCAUUCAUGUGUCAUAAAUCAACAGUGUUUCUGCUGUUGUCUGGUGGGCUGUGGGCUGUUGUUUUCAAGAUAAAAAAUGACAUUUUUAGUCCGUCUCCCAAGUGGUUUGUAUACUUGCCUUUUACAGAAGGCUAUACAAGUAAUUAUUUUGGUUAGAAGUUGGAUAUCAAGUGGUGGGCAAAUUGGUUUGUGGAUUGCUAUAAGAAAGAGUAGUUCCAUGAUUGAACUGCAUUCCAUAAUGAUAUUGUAAAAGAGUUCCUUUGCUUGACUUUUUUAGCCAUAUUUAAAAAAAUAAAAAUAAUUGUUAUGAUGCUCCUAUCAAAACGAAAUGCCACUAUUAACACCUGAUUUGAACAAUGUUAUAAUGUCUUGUACAGAAGGCAAACUUAAAGUUGCCAUGAAACUCAUUAUGUGUCGCAUCUUUGAUAUUUGCUCCAUAAACCUUUUUAUGAAUGGUUUGAAGUAGAAUUUACUCAGCUGGCUAAAUAAAGUUAUAUUAACUUCUAUUAUUAAUAUAUUAUGCACUGAAACACAAGUUUUAGUGUACCACAGAUCAGGGGUGCAACUUCCACUGGGGACGGAGGGGGGGACGGGCAUACCACCCCCCAGACACAUUCUGAAGUUGAAUUUUUGCCCCCCCCCCCAUUUUAUAAUUGGAAUGUGAUACAAAACAAGGCAACGGUGGGCUUUAGGACCGUGCGGAUGCCACCGAGCGGUCGGGUCGGUUGUUUGGAGUGUUUAUCAGACUUGAUUAAAAAAUAUAUAUAUAAUAAUGUCCCCCCCCACUUCUAAAACCCAACGUUGCGCCCAUGCCACAGAUAUAUGGUAGAGACCGGCAAUGAAGGAGACCUUCGCUUGCAACAUGACUGUCUGUCAUGCAUCAUUUUGUCAUAAACUAGCAUGACGUCUAAUAAUAUCUAUAAUGUCAGCCUUAUGACAGUGUUACGCAGGCCUUAUGACUGUUACGCAGGCCUUAUGACUGUUAUGCAGGCCUUAUGACUGUUAUGCAGGCCUUAUGACUGUUCCGCAGGCCUUAUGGCAGUUCCGCAGGCCUUAUGGCAGUUACGCAGGCCUUAUGGCAGUAUUAUGCGGGCCUUAUGACAGGGUUCAAGUAAAGUGUUACCCAAAUAUCUUGCUGUCAAAGUUGGUAGUUGAAUUUCUUAGCCGUCACAACUCAGUUGCACUGUUUGUUUCUGUAGUUCAGUUGGUAGAGCAUGGCACUUGCAAUGCCAGGAUAAUGGGUACAAUUGCCGGGACACCCGUACGUAAAAUGUAUGCAAGCAUGACUGUUAGUCGCUUUGGAUUAGGUGUCUGCUAAAUGGUAUAUAUUUUAUUUAUUAUAUAGUACAAAUAAAUAAAUUAAAAAGUACAAAUUUGUGCACUAUUCACACACUGUACCUUACAAAAUUGGUUGAUAGAUAGCUACUUACGUAUCGAGCUACAGGGCUGUAACAACCAACCAUCACAACAGUGGUAACCAUGUCUUUAUCUCCCACUAAAAUAAAGAUAAAAUAAAAAUACACUUUCAUUACCAUCAAUUAGACAAACAUCACAGAGUCGUUGUUCAUCCAUUUUAAAAACAUUUUUGCUUGUUACUUUUUCAAACCUCCAUACUGCCUAAAGCCAAAUGAUUUAACCUUACCAAUGACUAAGACUAAAAAUGUCACAAUGUCACAAUGAACUGUAUCAACAUUAAUUUCAGGGUAUACCAAAUAGUUGUAUUUAUAUUUAUCUGCUGUUGUACACUUGGUUGUAACAUUGUUCAUAAAUCCUCCUCCUACUACUACUAAAUAUUCACUGAUAUACUGUACCUCUGUAUUUUUUUGUACACAUUCCACUUUAUUUUUCUACUCAAGUUUUAUUUUGUUUUUAUGUACAUGUUUUCACGACUGUUGAGUCGAUUACUUUUGAUAAUUUGAAUGUAUGAUACUAACUUUGAGUUUUCUGAACCUAGUGUGACUUAAUUAACCCUAUCAGACCCGAGACCCCUUAUGUUAUCAGGGCUAAAAGUAGAACACAAAACAAUUUGACAUAAAUAGUUGCAUUCAUAAGAUUCAUUGAUAAAAAGCAAAAAUCUGAUAAAAAUGAAUUUAUAUGAACGAUGUAAGUACAGAAAUUGUUUGCUCACUGGGAAAUGAAUAUCCAACUCGUCAGUGACAACUCUUUGGAGUUUGAUAGCAACUAUGAGCUUGUUACAGUAGUAUAGGCACUAUGUCCUGGGAUUUCCUAUGAUCUUCUAUGUUGAAGAACCCCUUAGCUUCUAACGACUCUUGUGUAGCAUGUGGGCGUCACAGAGCAAAACAUUUUACACGUGCGUGUUCGUAAGAGUUUCGGCUUUUCAUAGGCAGCUUUCAAUAGUUUUUAUAGCUCAAACCAUUCGGACUCAUUUUUGUAAAAAGAACCGGUCCGAGCCCCCUCGGGAUCUGCCCUUGUCUCACAACACAGCUCUAGUCAGCCUCUGUUAAUCACGCAGACUAAUGGUAUCUACGGAUGCAGAAGAAAUAGAUUCAUCCGAUAGUGAAAGCCGGAAGUCUGUCGCUCAAACCCACUAUGUUUUAAAAGGGGCUAGAAGUCCAAAACGCCCCGGUAUUACGGUGGGACUCAUUAGGUGAAUGGAGUCUCAGAACACUGUUUAUGUUAGUAUCUAGACAUCGAUUGAUGUUGAAUUGUUUUCAUGUUAAUUGUGAGGACAGCUGCUUGUCUGUCAUAUUUGUAGUUUCUCUGAUUGUUCCUAAAUGGUAGUGGACACUGAAUUCUUUCUUUUUUAUAACAAUAUUGUCUUCAAUUUUAAUUUCCUGGUUGGUAUUGUGUUGAUUUGUAUGUUUUAUACUUCAUACUUUCUUCAUUAUAUAGGAUGCAUCAUAUAUAGGAUAAGGGGAAUGUUAAUGUUGCAUUAAUGCAAAGUACAUGUUUUUCGUUUACACUUGAAGUAUCUGUCAAUCAUCGCACAUCACCAAUAGGAGUUCUACCAACAACUGUCUUGAACCAUAGAUGUAUUUAAAAACAAUCUUUGUUAAAACUACAUCAACCGUUGCUUACAGAAUCACCAACCUACUUUGGCGUCUAAAAAGGACCUUUUGUGAGGAUCUGUAUCCUCACUAUGUCCCACAGGGCUCAGUGCUGAGUCCCCUGCUGUUCUCCAUGUACAGUGCCUUCAGAAAGUAUCACACCCCUUGACCUUUUCCACAUUUUGUCGUGUUACAAAGUGGGAUUCAAAUUGAUUUAAUUGUCUAUAUUUUUUGUCAACGAUCUACACAAAAUAGUCUGUCAAAGUGGGAAAAAAAUUAUACCAUUUGUAAAAAAUAAAAAUAGAUAUAUAAUAGAAAAUAAAGAUAAAACCGUAAUAUCUUGCUUAGAUAAGUAUUCAACCCCCUGAGUCAAUACAUGUUUGAAUCACCUUUGGCAUUGAUUACAGCUGUGAGUCUUUCUGGGUAAGUCUCUUAGAGCUUUCCACACCUUGAUUCUGCAACAUUUGCCCAUUUUUAUUAUUUUCAAAAUUCUUUAAGCUCUGUCAAAUUAGUUAUUGAUCAUUGCUUGACAACCAUUUUCAGGUCUUGCCAUAGAUUUUCCUGCAGAUUUAAGUCAAAACUGUAACUCAGCCACUCAGGAACAUUCACUGUCUUCUUGGUAAGCAACUCCAGAGUAGAUUUUGGCUUGUGUUUUAGAUUAUUGUCCUGCAAAAAGGUGAAUUCAUUUCCCAGUGUCUGGUGGAAAGCAGACUGAACCAGGUUUUCCUCUAGGAUUUUGCCUGUGCUUAGCUCCAUCCCAUUUAUUUUUUACAUUGAAAAACUUCCCAGUCCUUAACAAUUACAAGCAUACCCAUAACAUGAUGCAGCCACCAUUAUGCUUGAACAUAUGGAUACUGGUUCUCGGUAAUGCGUUGUAUUGGAUUUGCCCCAAACAUAACACUUUGUGUUCAGGACAAAAAGUUAAUUGCUUUGCCAAAUGUUUUGCACUGUUACUUUAGUGCCUUGUUCAAACCAGAUGCAUGUUUUGGAAUAUUUUUCAUUCUGAGCAGGCUUCCUUCUUUUCACUCUGUCAAUUAGAUUAGUAUUGUGGAGUAACUACAAUGUUCUUGAUCCAUCCUCAGUUUUCUCCUAUCACAGCCAUUAAACUCUGUAGCUGUUUUAAUGUCACCAUUGGCCUCUUGGUGAAAUACCUGAGCGGUUUCGUUCAUCUCCAGCAACUGAUUAAGGAAGGACACCUGUAUCUUUGUAGUGACUGGGUGUAUUGAUAUACCAUCCAAAGUGUAAUUAAUAACUUCAUCAUGCUCAAUGUCUGUAUUAUUUUUUUUGUUCUUUUUACCCAUCUACCAAUAGGUGCCCUUCUUUGUGAGGCAUUGGUAAACCUCCCUGGUCUUUGUGGUUGAAUCUGUGUUUGAAAUGUACUGCUUGACUGAGGGACCCUACAGAUAAUUGUAUGUGUGGGCUACAGAGAUGAGGUAGUCAAUUACAUUUUUUUUUAAAUAAUGUUAACCACUUAUUACACACAAUGAGUCCAUGUGUCUUAUGUCCCUUGUUAAGCCCAUUUUUACUCUUGAACUUAUUUAGGCUUGCCAUAACAAAGGGGUUGAAUACUUAUUGACUGAAGACAUUUCAGCUUUUGAUUUUUAAUUCAUUUGUAAAUUAAUUUGUAAACAUUUCAAGAAACAGAAUUCCACUUUGACAUACACUAGUGUGUAGGCCAGUGACACAAAAUCUAAAUCUAAUCCAUUUUUAAAACCAGGCUGUAACACAACAAAAUGUGGAAAAAGUAGGGGGUGUGAAUAGUUUCUGAAGUCAGUGUAGGGGCCAAUUCUGACCCAACUCUCCCCUCUAACUUAAUCACUUGUGAUGGUGUGUUGUCUUAUAGCACUAUGUCAUGUAAUGUACCAGUACUGCUGUAAUCAUUGGACUUCCUACUACUGCACUCCAUUAUGUGCCUUGAUGUUGGGAUUUUGCACUUUUUAUUUUAUUUGGGUAAGGAAAUUGGCAUUAACAUUUGCCAUUGACAUGGAUCUACUUACAAUGUUUUAUUUUGUUGUUUAACCUCCUUAUUAGCAUCAACUUUAAAUAACUUGCUCUAGAUAAGAGUACCUCUUGCUUAAUGACUAAAAUGUAGGAAAAGGAGGAGGAAGGAGAGUCCACGUUAAGUCUAUUGUAGUUUUAAAUCUAAUUGAAUUGCCAUAGAUGAGUCACGCAUGUUCAAAGAUAAAUGUUUACACAUUGUUUGCUGCUCUUUUAUAUUUAAAAAGAAAGCUGUAAUAUUACACGGUUAGAGAUUUCAGCUUGAAGGACCAAAGUUAUGCUGACUCGUACGUUUUGCUAUUUGAUUCUCAUUAGGCCUUUUUUUUGCGGCAACAACUUUUCUUUCUCAGUGUAAUUAGGGAGAAUGCGUGUGUUGUGCAUAUAGCAUUUCUAUAUUCCGGACUGUUGUGUAAUGAAUUUUACUCUAACUGGACAUCAAUACAUAGACUUGGGGAUGUAUUAGAAUUUAUAGAGGCUUGAAGCGUAAUAACCUUUGUCCCCAGGAGGUUGCAAUAAGAUGGAAUUUAAUUUAACUGUAUCUCAAUUACUCUACUCAAUGCUGAUGUCUCCAUACGCAACAUAAUAUAUAUAUAUAUAUAUUUAAAGGAAAUGUCUCGUAGAUGUUGAUGGGCCACCUAUAUGCCAUUACAGUUUUUUAUUGCACUCAUUAAACAUAUACUGAACAAAAAUAUAAAUGCAACAAUUUCAAUGAUUUUACUGAGUUACAGUUCAUAUAAGGAAAUCAGUCAAUUGAAGUUAAUUAAUUAGGCCCUAAUCUAUGGAUUUCACAUGACUGGGCCGGGGCGCAGCCAUGGGUAGGCCUGGGAGGGCAUAGGCCCACCCACUUGGGAGCCAGGCCCAACCAAUCAGAAUGAGUUUUUCCCACAAAAGGGCUUUAUUACAGACAGAAAUACUCCUCAGUUUCAUCAGCUGUCCAGUUGACUGGUCUCAGACAAUCCCGCAGGUGAAGAAGCCGGAUGUUGAUGUACUGGGCUGGCGUGGUUACACAUGAUCUGCGGCUGUGAGGCCGGUUGGACGUACUACCAAAUUCUCUAGAGAAAUUAACAUUCAGUUCUUUGGCAACAGCUCUGGUGGACAUUCCUGCAGUCAGCAUACCAACUGCACGCUCCCUAAAAACUUGAGACAUCUGUGGAUUUGUGUUGUGUGACAAAACUGCACAUUUUAGAGUGGCCUUUUAUUAUCCCAAAAAGUUUUUAAAGAAAUUGUUCAGUUCAGAUAUCAUUUGGGAACAUGUAAGGAGAGAAAUAAUGUGAAGUUAAUGUACAAAUGUAUCUGGGUUAUAAUAUAUACAUUUUAUUUUACCAUAUGUUUUAAUCAUGGGGAAUAUAAAUGCUGCCAAGAGUUAUUAUCAUGUAUUAAAUAAAUGGUGUAACAAAGUUCUGAAA
Molecule: messenger RNA, 7888 nt
Organism: Salmo salar (Atlantic salmon)
Lineage: Eukaryota; Metazoa; Chordata; Actinopteri; Salmoniformes; Salmonidae
Product: palmitoyltransferase ZDHHC21
Biological process (GO): peptidyl-L-cysteine S-palmitoylation; protein targeting to membrane
Cellular component (GO): endoplasmic reticulum; Golgi apparatus
Molecular function (GO): protein-cysteine S-palmitoyltransferase activity
Source: RefSeq, a predicted model, not a curated record